CUGGCCUGGCGUUCAUAUCUCCCUACUUGGUCAGACAUUUCGCUGGAUCGAUCACUUCUCUUCUCCCAUCUCAUCAACAUCAAUCCGCUCGCCUAUCAACCUCCUUAACCGUUGUUUUUUGGGUUGAUCUAUCACUUCUUGGUUCUCGACCUCUAUUUGGUUCUUUGGAAUACUCGGUCAUCGUUAGGAACAACUGUCCUCAAUCAAAAACCAGAAAAAAAAAAACGGAAAACAAUAAAGCAACAACUGUUACACAAUGCCGGCUUUUCUCAACCCACAUGGCAAGGCCCGGGCUCGCAGCGUACAACUGGACAACAACCAUUUCAUGGACAACUUCUGUUUGCCUCAAAGAGAGUCGUCAACACCUCCAGCUCUCGCUGUUCGGCCAAGUAGCCUCGUGGACCAAGAAAACCAGCCUCCCUCCGUUCGUCAUUUCCGUAGCAUGCUAGUUGUUGAUGCUCCAUCUCUUGGCCCCCACAAGCCAAUGUCAUACGAUGAGCUCUACUUCAACGCGCCGCUUACUGCUGCAAACGGUUCGAUAGCAUCGCCUGCGCCGACCGAGGGCAAGCAAUCUUCACCCCAACCGUCGUCUCCGCCGAGUUCUGACCUUAAACCAACAGCGCCGGUUACUUCUUCGGGUCCUAUCGUCAACGACAGCAGGAACAUCGUUCGAAGGAAGCUGACAGGAUAUGUCGGUUUUGCCAACCUGCCAAACCAGUGGCACCGUAAGAGCGUCCGAAAGGGCUUCAACUUCAAUGUCAUGGUAGUUGGUGAAUCUGGACUUGGUAAAUCUACGCUUGUCAACACUCUGUUCAACACCUCCCUAUACCCGCCCAAGGACCGAAAGGGCCCUAGUCUUGACAUAAUACCCAAGACUGUCUCUAUCCAAUCCAUCAGUGCAGAUAUUGAGGAGGCUGGCGUUCGUCUACGCCUAACUGUCGUUGACACUCCCGGUUUCGGUGACUUUGUGAACAAUGACGAAUCAUGGAGACCCAUCGUCGACAACAUUGAGCAGCGUUACGAUGCUUACCUAGAUGCCGAGAACAAGGUGAACCGCAUGAACAUCGUUGAUAACCGUAUCCACGCCUGUGUUUUCUUCAUUCAACCCACUGGUCACUCCCUAAAGCCUUUGGACAUCGAGGUUAUGCGUCGUCUACACACCAAGGUCAACUUGAUCCCUGUUAUUGCUAAGUCGGAUACCCUCACCGAUGACGAGAUCACCGGAUUCAAGUCUAGAAUUCUCGCGGAUAUCAAGCACCACGGCAUUCAGAUCUUCGAAGGACCCCGAUAUGAAUUGGAUGAUGAGGAGACGAUUGCGGAGAACAACGAGAUUAUGUCUAAGGUUCCAUUCGCCGUUGUCGGUGCCAAUAAUGAGGUUACCAACGCCGAUGGACGCAAGGUCCGCGGCCGUCGAUACCCAUGGGGUGUUAUCGAGGUAGACAACGAGGAGCACUGCGACUUCGUGAAGCUGCGCCAGAUGCUUAUCAGGACGCACAUGGAGGAACUCAAGGAGCACACCAACAACUCACUCUACGAGAACUACCGAACAGACAAGCUUACCGCCAUGGGUGUUGCUCAGGAUCCAAGCGUCUUCAAAGAGGUUAACCCUGCCGUCAAGCAAGAAGAGGAGCGUGCUCUACACGAGCAGAAGCUCGCCAAGAUGGAGGCCGAAAUGAAGAUGGUAUUCCAGCAGAAGGUGGCCGAAAAGGAGAGCAAGUUGAAGCAGAGCGAAGAAGAGUUGUAUGCUCGUCACAGAGAGAUGAAGGAGCAAUUGGAGCGGCAACGGUUAGAGCUGGAAGAAAAGAAGGCCAGAGUCGAAAGCGGACGGCCGAUAGAGAAAGAAGGCAAGCGAAAGGGUUUCUCCUUACGAAAUUAACCUUCGACGCCUUCUCAUCUACGAUCCACGCCCGAGCCUUCAUGAUGCCUAUACAGUACCGGCCUGCCGUGUCCUUUCACUUCUUCUCUGUCUAUUCAAACUGUCUUUUUUUAAUUACCAAUCACCUAAUGCGCCUCAUCGAAUAAUUGUUCACCAGAACCAUUAUUUGAUGAGAAUAUCCUGGCCGUGGUUUUGUGGUACCCCAAAAAAACUACUCGAUAACUACCAUGCAAACGACAAAAAGGUGGCUUCCGGGAGGCGGGAUUUCCUGUUGUCUGGGAUUGCUUUUCCGG
This is a messenger RNA of Hypoxylon trugodes, 2169 nucleotides long. Its product is annotated as Septin-domain-containing protein. Gene Ontology annotation, molecular function: GTPase activity; GTP binding; molecular adaptor activity. Gene Ontology annotation, biological process: cytoskeleton-dependent cytokinesis. Bases 257 to 1876 code for a protein of 539 amino acids. Gene Ontology annotation, cellular component: microtubule cytoskeleton; cell division site; septin ring. NCBI's taxonomy places the organism in Eukaryota, Fungi, Ascomycota, Sordariomycetes, Xylariales, Hypoxylaceae. The transcript has 4 exons. The record is from RefSeq and is a predicted model, not a curated record.